AUGUUAAGUCGUUUAUUGCAGAUAAUGUUGACGACUAUCUAUCGACUUCUUUCAAACGUUAUUGUUCUUUAUUUAUUUAUAGCUGAUUCAUUCGUUUUACAUUCGAUUGUUUUACUUUCUUCUUUAUUGCCUCUUUUUUUCUUUCAUAUUUUCUCGUCUGCUUUCAAACAUUUUUACUUUACCGUCUCUUACUUUUUACAUCUCUUUUUCUUUCAUUUUGUCCAGUCUUUUUUAUCUUUUUCCUACCAAUCUACCCGUUUCCUUAUUCGCCUUUCUUUAGUUACCUUCGCACAUAAACGUUAUUAUCCCUUUCCUUCCUCAUGUUUGUCUCGUUUUAUCUUCGCUAUCUAUCUUUCAUUUUAUUUACCUUACUCUCCCUCGUCUUUUCCCGCUUUCCUUCUUCUCUUUAAUUUAUUUAUUCACUUUAUUGCUUUAUUGCUUUAUUUUUCCAUUACAAAUAGUCAGAUUCAAAACAUUAAACUCUCUCUCUCUCUCUCUCUCUCUCUCUCUCUCUCUCUCUCUCUCUCUCUCUCUCGUAAGUUCCGAGAGCCAGUUCAUUCUUUCUCUCCCUCUCAACUUCAUUCUUUUUCUCCCUCUAAUCUUCUUUCUCUCUCUUCCUCUAAUCUUCUUCCUCUCAUCUUCAUUCAUUCUCUCCCUCCCAUCUUCAUUCUCUCUCUUCCUCUCAUAUUCAUUCUUUCUCUCCCUCCCAUCUUCAUUCUCUCUCUCCCCCUCAUCUUCAUUCUCUCUUUCUCCCCCUCAUCUUCAUUCUCUCUCUCCCUCUCAUCUUCAUUCUCUCUCUCUCCCUCUCAUCUUCAUUCUCUCUCUCCAUCCCAUCUUCAUUCUCUCUUUCUCCCCCUCAUCUUCAUUCUCUCUCCCUCUCAUCUUCAUUCUCUCUCUCUCUCCCUCUCAUCUUCAUUCUCUCUCUCCAUCCCAUCUUCAUUCUCUCUUUCUCCCCCUCAUCUUCAUUCUCUCUCUCCUCUCUUCUUCAUUCUCUCUCUCCCCUCCCAUCUUCAUUCUCUCUUUCUCCUCCUCAUCUUCAUUCUCUCUCUCUCCCUCUCAUCUUCAUUCUCUCUCUCCAUCCCAUCUUCAUUCUCUCUUUCUCCCCCUCAUCUUCAUUCUCUCUCUCCCUCUCAUCUUCAUUCUCUCUCUCCCUCCCAUCUUCAUUCUCUCUUUCUCCCCGUCAUCUUCAUUCUCUCUCUCCCUCUCAUCUUCAUUCUCUCUCUCCCUCCCAUCAUCAUUCUCUCUUUCUCCCCGUCAUCUUCAUUCUCUCUCUCCCUCUCAUCUUCAUUCUCUCUCUCUCCCUCUCAUCUUCAUUCUCUCUCUCCCCCUCAUCUUCAUUCUCUCUUUCUCCCCUCAUCUUCAUUCUCUCUCUCUCCCUCUCAUCUUCAUUCUCUCUCUCCUCCAUCUUCAUUCUCUCUUUCUCCCCGUCAUCUUCAUUCUCUCUCUCCCUCUCAUCUUCAUUCUCUCUCUCCCUCCCAUCUUCAUUCUCUCUCUCCCUCUCAUCUUCAUUCUCUAUCUCCCUCCCAUCUUCAUUCUCUCUUUCUCCCCCUCAUCUUCAUUCUCUCUUUCUCCCCCUCAUCUUCAUUCUCUCUCUCCCUCUCAUCUUCAUUCUUUCUUUCCCUCUCAUCUUCAUUCUCUCUCUCUCCCUCUCUUCUUCAUUCUCUCUCUCCCUCCCAUCUUCAUUCUCUCUUUCUCCUCCUCAUCUUCAUUCUCUCUCUCCCUCUCAUCUUCAUUCUCUCUCUACUUUUCUUCCAUGCCAUUCAAUAA
This is a messenger RNA of Acanthosepion pharaonis, 1767 nucleotides long. The record is from the annotation of a GenBank genome assembly. NCBI's taxonomy places the organism in Eukaryota, Metazoa, Mollusca, Cephalopoda, Sepiida, Sepiidae.